Orbilia oligospora ATCC 24927 is the source of this 345-nucleotide messenger RNA. RefSeq lists its product as uncharacterized. Gene Ontology annotation, cellular component: ribosome. NCBI's taxonomy places the organism in Eukaryota, Fungi, Ascomycota, Orbiliomycetes, Orbiliales, Orbiliaceae. The coding region runs from base 1 to 345 and encodes 114 amino acids. Gene Ontology annotation, biological process: translation. The record is from RefSeq and is a predicted model, not a curated record. The transcript has 5 exons. Gene Ontology annotation, molecular function: structural constituent of ribosome.
AUGCCUUCCUCCAGAAUCACCUACAGACGGAGAAAUCCGUACAACACUCGCAGCAACCGUAUCCGUGUCAUCAAGACCCCAGGCGGUGCUCUCCGAGCUCUACACAUCAAAAAGAGAGGAUCGGCCCCACGAUGCGGUGACUGCAAGACCAAGCUCUCUGGUAUCCCAGCUCUCCGCCCACGAGAAUACUCCCAGGUCUCCAAGCCAACAAAGACCGUCUCGAGAGCGUAUGGUGGUUCCCGCUGCGGUAACUGCGUCCAGGAUCGUAUCGUCCGUGCCUUCCUGAUCGAGGAACAGAAGAUUGUCAAGAAGGUCCUCAAGGAAGCCGCUGCCAAGAAGAAGUAA